AGAUGCGAGCAGCAGAACGAAUAAUCCAGUUCCAAUGAAAUUUGAAGCACAUAUGAAUCAGUAGAUUCAUUCAAAGCGUGCCUCAUUAUCUCAUUGCAAGUCAGCUAAGGAUCUCGGGAAAUGCUCACAUCGGUGUGGCUUCUCCUGAGAACUAUGCUCCCACUCAACAUGUGCAACAAAGUGAUGUGGCAGUGGUGGACCCUGCUUGGACUCCUGUUUAUGUGUUCAUUAGGUGUGCAGUGUGUAGAACUCACUUUUGAAUUACCUGAUAAUGCCAAGGAGUGUUUGUAUGAGCAUGUGGAGAAAGGAACUAAGGCAAUUCUGGAAUAUCAGGUUCUCGUGGUGACUGGUGGACAUUAUGAUGUGGAUGCCAAGGUGGUGGCACCGAACAAGCAGAUCCUGUAUAACGAGGUGAAGAAGCAGUUUGACAGUUUUGAAUGGGUGGCUGAUAUGACUGGGGAUUAUGCAGCUUGCUUCAGCAAUGAGUUCUCUACCUUCUCACACAAGCUCCUCUACAUAGACUUUCAGGUCGGAGAAGAAAAACCCCUGGAGGGUCUUCCGGAACAUCACACUGCCAUGACCCAGAUGGAGAGUUCCUCUCAAGUGAUCCAUGAGAACCUGAACUCUGUGAUCGAUUAUCAGACGCAUCAUCGUCUCCGCGAGGCCCAGGGCCGGAAGCGGGCCGAGGACCUCAACGAACGCGUCCUCUGGUGGUCCAUCGGAGUGACGUUCGCCAUCCUGGUCAUCGUCAUUGGCCAGGUCUUCGUCCUCCGCAGUUUCUUCUCAGAGAAAAAGCCCUCCGAAAUGAUGAACCAUGGGUUUUCUUAACAAUGAGCCUUAAUGGAAACAAAACAAAAAAAUCUCUUUGCAUUUUGAUUUUGCCCCAAAUCUCUUGUUUGCGGUGAUAUUGUGUCUCCGGUCUAAAUCCAACCGUCUUCCCUUUUCUUCUUUCCAUCAACACCAUUCUGUGGAUAUUGUCUCAUUUCUGCACCUGCUUCUGUUUAAAGCAUUUUGGAGUAUCCCUCAGUCAGCAAAAAAGUGUUGGUUGUUAUAGUUCUAUUUAUUACAAAAAUAAGUUUACCUAUAUUGUGGUGGGGG
Darwinula stevensoni is the source of this 1098-nucleotide messenger RNA. NCBI's taxonomy places the organism in Eukaryota, Metazoa, Arthropoda, Ostracoda, Podocopida, Darwinulidae. The record is from the annotation of a GenBank genome assembly.